Molecule: messenger RNA, 1414 nt
Organism: Balearica regulorum gibbericeps (East African grey crowned-crane)
Lineage: Eukaryota; Metazoa; Chordata; Aves; Gruiformes; Gruidae
Source: RefSeq, a predicted model, not a curated record
GGACCCCCAAGCUUGUUGGUGUCUAACCUCUCUGUGCUGUAGAAGGAUGGACUCAUACCUGAUCCAAGUGAAUGGCCACGGAGAUCAUGCCCCUGUGCUGGAUAUUCAUCUCAAGACCAAUGGGAACACCAUAUCGCUGGGGAAGGUGAAGGGCCGGAAGCCAAGAUGGGCUGUCAGGGCUUCCGAAAUGUCAAAGAAGACUUUCAAUCCUGUCCGAGCCAUCGUAGACAGCAUGAAGGUGGAGCCUAACCCAAAGAAAGCUAUGAUCUCCUUGUCCUUAGGAGACCCGACAGUCUUUGGAAACCUUCCCACAAAUGAUGAGGUCACACGGGCUGUGAAGGAGGUUUUGGACUCAGGACGUUACAAUGGUUAUGCUCCAUCUGUUGGCUACCAGUCCUGCCGGGAAGCAGUGGCUGCAUACUACAGCUGCCCAGAGGCACCACUGGAGGCCCAGGACGUCAUCUUAACAAGUGGCUGCAGCCAGGCCAUAGAACUUGCCUUGGCAGUGCUGGCCAACCCAGGCCAGAACAUCCUAGUGCCGCGGCCCGGCUUCUCCCUCUACAAGACUCUGGCAUUGUCUAUGGGGAUUGAGGUCAAACUCUACAACCUCUUGCCAGAGAAGGCCUGGGAAAUUGAUUUGAAGCACUUGGAGUCUCUGGUGGAUGAGAAGACAGCUUGCCUCAUUGUGAACAACCCAUCGAACCCCUGUGGCUCUGUUUUCAGCAAGAGCCACCUCCAGAAGAUCCUGGCAGUGGCAUCAAGACAGUGCGUGCCCAUCCUUGCUGAUGAGAUCUAUGGAGACAUGGUGUUUGCUGACUGCAAAUAUGAACCCAUUGCAACUCUCAGCACAAACGUGCCAAUCUUGUCCUGUGGUGGCUUGGCAAAGCGGUGGCUAGUCCCUGGUUGGCGGAUGGGCUGGAUCCUAAUUCAUGACAGGAGAGACAUCUUUGGUAAUGAGAUCAGGGAUGGCCUUCUAAGACUGAGUCAAAGGAUCCUAGGACCCUGUACAAUUGUCCAAGGAGCACUGGAACGUAUCUUGCACCGAACACCCCCUGAGUUCUACCACAACACCCUCAGCAUCCUAAAGUCCAACGCUGACCUUUGUUAUGCUGCCUUAUCAGCUAUCCCUGGCCUCCAGCCUGUCCGGCCUGCCGGAGCCAUGUACCUCAUGGUUGAGAUUGAAAUGGAGCAUUUCCCUGAGUUUGAAAAUGAUGUGGAGUUCACUGAGCGACUCAUCUCUGAGCAGUCUGUGUUCUGCUUGCCAGCCACGUGCUUUGAGUACCCAAACUUCUUCCGCGUGGUGAUCACUGUGCCUGAGGAGAUGAUCUUGGAGGCCUGCAGUCGUAUUCAGGAGUUCUGUGAGAUGCACUACCAGGGUGCUGAGGGGGCCCAGGAUCUGGAGUGUGACAAGUAG